This is a messenger RNA of Closterium sp. Naga37s-1, 1656 nucleotides long. The record is from the annotation of a GenBank genome assembly. Lineage: Eukaryota; Viridiplantae; Streptophyta; Zygnematophyceae; Desmidiales; Closteriaceae.
AUGGAUCCAGACCAGCAGCGCACGUCCUUCACUCUUCGAGUGGAGCAGGGUCAACCGGUGGAGCUUCCACCUUUUGUCGCGCAUUUACCUCUAGGGGCCAUUCCAGCAUUUAUCUCCGCGUCUUCGGUGGAGGCAUCCGCCAUUGUCCCUUCCGCUACAGUCACCGACGGCGCUCUCAGUCUCCAUGCUGCGACGAGUUCUAGCCUCGGAGAGUCGGCGGGAGGCAGGCAGAAGGUGCAGCUGCGGGUGCUGCAGGGCGCGGCGUCGCGGGCGGGCGGCGUGCGGCAGGUGCUGCUGGGGGAGACGGAUGCGACGUGGUUAGUGGGGCGCACGCAUGACGACGGCGAGGGGGGCGUGAGCGGCGCGGCUGCGGCGGGGCAGCUGGGCACGUCGCUGGUGCUGGGCGUGUUUAAGCGGAAAAGCAAGGAGCUGCACCUGCUGCCCCUCGCCGCGCCUAAGGUUGUGCGCAUGGAGGCGCGCGUGAAAGCGGUGGCGUACGACGCGGAGCGCCACACGGGAGGCGCCGUGGGCGCGGCGGACGAGCGCACAGCGAGCGUGGUGACGGCGGAGCCCGUGUCUGGCGGGAGCUCGAGUCUGGCCAAGUACCAGGAGGACAUGCGCAAGCGACGACUGCUCACCGCGACGUUCGGUAGCAAGAAGAGCAAGAGCAGGGUGGCAGCAGCGGAGCGGGGGCAGGUGAGCGGCGAGUCGCUCAAGGCCAGCGACGCCCUGGGCCACCUUGUGCGAUCCGCCGCCGCGGCGCCGCUCGCGCUCACUCAGCAGGACCUGGACGCGCAGCAGAGCGCGGCGAGCUACCUGCCUCCACACAACCCUGCAGCCACGCAGGUGGAGGAGGCAUACCCGCUGGCGUACCUGGUGCCGCGCGAGGAGUGGGAGUGCACAGACGUCGCUGUGCUGCUGGCCGCCGCUGCCCUGCAGGCUGAGAUGCGGAAGAACCAGAAGGCCAAGGGCCUUGUUCAAGGCGAGAAACGAGCGGGAGGAGGGGAAGGGGGGGGUGAUGAGGAGGAGGACAAAGAAGGGAUUGGAAUGGAAUUUAAGACGAAACAGGCGGCACUGCAGCUGUUGAAUGCGCUGCCCACGUUUGUGAAGGAGCGACUGGGGCUUCUGCUGACCAAGACGGGGGAAUCCAAGGCGCACUACGCACGGCUGCUGCUGCACAUCCACUUCCUCGUGCUCAUGCUGCACAUGCCCGAAGCCGUCCUGCACGCCAGUGCCUUGCGCACACUUGCCUCCUCCCACCCCUCCUCCUCAUCCUCCCUGCCCUCGCCUGAGCUUAUCUCAAAGGAGUAUGGCAUGCCCAUUCUGACGGCUGCCCGCCUGCCUCAGAUAUUUCGUGCGGAAGCGGAGGACCAGCACAACGUAGGUGGCAAGAGGUAUAAGUUCCCAUUGCGCCUCAAGCAGCUGCUCAUCAGCUACAUUGCUGCCAUCGCUCUGCACGCCACAGCCUUCCGCCUGCCUCUCGUUGCGCUCGCAGCUGACCUUAAGAUGGCUGCACCCAUAUUGAUGAAGCAUUUGAGGGAGAUGGGGUGCGAGAGUUCAAGGGGAGGUGCUGCUGCCGGCGUGGAGACUGUCGCUGUUUUGCGGCUGCCCCUCACGUUCCCCAAGACUGUUGCUCCUAAAAGAAAGAGGAAGUGA